AUCCACUCUUUGUGUUCUCCUAAAUUCUAAUCUUCUGAAUUCUUCAUAUCCCUUUUUUCUCUUGUAAAAUUUAUUUCACUGUAUUGUACUCCUUGAAUAACAUCUUCAAACCCUAAUUUUUCCGAUUACUGUUUAUACUUUUACUACCUCUACCACUACGGGAUUGGAAUUGAUAAUUGUAUCUUUGUGUUAAUGUGAUAUGGCAACUCGAACUGAUGUACGUACGUACGAAGUUCCACGUUGUUACUGAUUGACUGACUGAGAGGUACUUGAAAAGGAAAUUUGGUUCGAGUUAGUUUUUGUGAUCUGAGAGCAUAAGCACACUACCCAAAGGACAACUGCUUGAGGUCGGUCACAAGACUUUUUUUGUGGGUAAUUUUUGUGUUAACUCCGUACUUAUUGAGACGUUACUGACGGAUUCGGAUAUCCGUGGGAUAAGGCGAUGUGUGCAUUUUUAGUGUCGAUCUUUUCUAACCCCACCCUUCGUUUAUGGGAAGGCAGCAUCGCUGUCAUGCUGGUUGUCUAAGGGAAACACUUUACUGCCGUCACAAUUCUGUGCAUUCAGCAGUACGACUUUAGCCCAGAACCUUGAGUUUACUGCUUUUAGUCUUACCGUUCUUCAACCGACCUAUCUGACAUGGUAGGACCUUGAGGAACGAUCGUUCCAGCCAGUAUAGCCCGAUUGGUCUAUCAUGAUAGGCAAGCUCGGCUACCACGUCAAGGUAGCAGCAACGGCGGGUUAAAGUGAUGUGCACUUCAGAGAAACGCCGAAAUGCCCUGUUAACUAAACGUUAAUUAGGUUGGUUGAUGAAGUAGCUUGUUAACUAAAUGCAAUACUUAUUAUUACUAGUUAGAACAUAAAUAAUAAAUAAUCCGUUCAGUCAAUUGGGUAUAUUUUAAUAAGCAUCCGUCAAGCAAUUAUAUAAAUUACCUCAUCAACCAACCUAAUCAAUGUUUAGUUAACAAGAGCAUUCGGUGUUUUUCUUUAGUACACAUCGCUUUAUGUUAUUACUCAGGUACUUAGUUAUUACUUCACAAGUGCAGACUGACUUCGUUAUCCUAGGAUGCUCAAUCCUACAAACAAGCCAUACAUGAUUUCUUAUAGGUAACAAAUUCUGGACGUAAUUUAUUUCAAAUCAAUAUUUUUUUCCGGAAAGCAAUUUAAUCUUAAUACCGUUCUUGUUUCUAUUCGUCUUAUGACAUCAUCCUUGUCUUAAUCUCAUGUUUUUCAGGUAACUUCGUAUAAUUUAUCUUGUGGCAAACGAAUUCGAGGAGUGUUAGUUGUCCUUUCGUAUAUGGUGUUCAGCAAUAAAAAUGAAAACUCUAGGAAAAACUUGUCGUGUGCAUAUCUUAUUGGUUGGUGUGUCGAAUUGUUACACGCAGGAUUCCUUGUUUUGGAUGAUAUAAUUGACAAUUCUACACUUAGACGGGGCCAACCGUGUUGGCAUUGUACUCAGAUAGAUUUAAACCGUGGGUUAAUUGGAGUUAAUGAUGGUUUACAUCUGAUUUUAUCAUCGAAAUACUUGAUCCACUCUUUAUUUGCUGAAAAUCAAAGUAAUGUUGAUUCAUAUUCAUGGAAGGACAAAAAUAACGUAUAUCUCAAAUUAUGCAAAUUGUUUGAUGAAAUUAGUUACAAAACGUGUUCUGGCCAAUGCUUGGAUGUACUAUCAGCAAAUCCUAAUAAUCAAUGUAUUUUGAACGGAAAACAGAAUAAUUUGGAGUUUGAUAGUUUUGCUCGAAACUACUCAUCAGAUGUCUUUGAAGCUAUAACACACUGGAAGACGGGUUUUUAUACUUUUUAUCUACCUGUAGCGUGUGGAAUGAUUUUGGCUGAAGUUGAUGAUACAGAUGAUAUUUUCAAAAAUGUUCAAUACAUCCUCCUUAAAUUGGGUAACUACUUUCAAGCCCAGGAUGACUAUUUAGAUUGUUUUGGUGACAGUGAAAUUACUGGAAAAGUUGGGACUGAUAUAGCAGAAGGCAAAUGUACAUGGCUAAUUGUUGAAGCGUUAAAAUACCUUUCACCUGAACAAUAUGAAAUACUUAAAACAAAUUAUGGUAAACCCGAUCUUAAGUCGCAACAGACUGUUCGCAAUCUCUAUGGUGCGAUCAAAUUACCAGAGAAGUAUUACUUGUACGAAGAACAAACUAAAUCAGAGAUUAUGAAUAACAUUCAGAAGUUUAUGUACCGUGAUCACUUUUCUUUUGAUCCUAGGGAUUUGUUUACUUUUCUUGUCGAAUUACUUUUUCAACGUGUUUGUUAAAGUGCCAUGAAAAUAUUUCAUAUUUUU
This is a messenger RNA of Schistosoma guineensis, 2288 nucleotides long. Lineage: Eukaryota; Metazoa; Platyhelminthes; Trematoda; Strigeidida; Schistosomatidae. The record is from the annotation of a GenBank genome assembly.